AUUUAUUUGUGCACAGCCACACAGAAAGUUUGGUCACAUGAUAUGUUCACCUGACAAAAUCACAGUUUUCAUUGAGGAAUUCUGACGAAUUGUGUUUUCUUAAACUUUGUUCUCUCCUAAAAGUGGUUUAACAAAAAUUAAAAAAAUGAAAAUCUGUGGUCCCAAGCUAUCUCUUUGUGGUCUUAUUAUCUCUGUUUGGGGUAUUGUCCAAUUGGUUUUAAUGGGUCUAUUCUUCUACAUAAAUAGUGUAGCCCUCAUUGAGGACUUACCUCUUGAAGAGGAAUACCAUUCGUUGGAAGAUUUUUAUGCAGCUGCAAAUAGAGCAUACAAUCAGUAAUUUUUCUUUUUCAGAAUGCCUACAACUGCUGGAUUGCCGCAUGUAUCUAUGUUUUGACUUUGUUGCUCUCCGCCCAGCAAUUUUACAUGAAUAGCAGAGUAACUGCUAACUAAUAAUUUGAAAUGUAGUUUCCCAACUACUUACAACUAGUAUUGAAAUUUUUCCUUCGAUAUAUUUGUUAGAGGUGUUUUCGUUUUAAUAAAGUUAAAGUUCAGUUUAAA
Drosophila simulans is the source of this 558-nucleotide messenger RNA. RefSeq names its product ribonuclease kappa. Gene Ontology annotation, molecular function: RNA endonuclease activity. The transcript is spliced from 3 exons. Lineage: Eukaryota; Metazoa; Arthropoda; Insecta; Diptera; Drosophilidae. The coding region runs from base 146 to 337 and encodes 63 amino acids. The record is from RefSeq and is a predicted model, not a curated record.